GGGACCAUAGCAGGCAGUACUUGGAUAGCAACCAACGAGUGAAGAUCGCAAAACUUGAGCGAGUUUCACGCGAAUUCUACAAAGCGCCUACGGUUAAAUACGUUAUAUUCAAAUUCAUUAAGUAAGAAGAUCAAGAAGUAAAAAUCAUGUCUCUGGUACCAUUGCUGUUCUCUGACUGGUGGGAGGAUUUGGAACGCCCGCACCGGCUCCUGGACCAAAACUUCGGCUUGGGCCUCUAUCCGGAACAACUGUUGUCACCGAGCCGCAUGGAUCAUUAUCUUCCACCCAGAAGACGAGCUUCCUACUACAGACCAUGGGCUGAUCUACUUCGCACCAACGAAACGGGUACGUCCACCGUCCAGGCUGAUAAGGACAAGUUCCAGGUAGUGCUCGACGUCCAACAGUUCGAGCCUAAUGAGAUCGACGUGAAAGUCGUCGAUAAGUACGUAAUGGUUUCUGCGAAACACGAAGAGAAGCGUGAUGAACACGGCUGGAUCUCCCGUCAGUUCAUGAGAAAAUACCUGAUACCUGAACAGUGCGACGUGGACCAAGUUCAGUCGAAGCUGUCAUCCGACGGUGUACUCACAAUCACCGCACCUAGAAAGGACCAGCCAAAGCUUGAAAACGAGCGAACCGUCAAGAUCGAACAUACCGGCAAACCGGCAAUCCAGAGCAAACCUGUGAAACAGCAGCAGAAGCAGGGCGGCGAGGAGAAGAAAGAAGAGAAGAAGUGAAGGAGAAAUGUACUUUUUCUGCCAUUUAUAAUAUUCCUAUUCGCUAUAGUCGUUCAUUGUUUAAUCACAAUUUAAAAUUUUAUAUUAUAUUACAUAGUAUUGUAUGUUACAUUAAAGUUUAGCGAACGUUCAUGAUAGAGUAUAUAUGUACUUAUAAGUUGUCAUUUGCGUUUCAUAACUCAUCGUUUAGUUUCCAUUAGAGAGUAUGUAUGUAUAUAUAUUCUCUGCCAGUAUGAGACUUUGAAGACUUUAAUGUAUGGUCAUUUUUUAAU
Messenger RNA from Osmia bicornis bicornis, 1006 nucleotides. Its product is annotated as protein lethal(2)essential for life-like. Bases 147 to 734 code for a protein of 195 amino acids. Lineage: Eukaryota; Metazoa; Arthropoda; Insecta; Hymenoptera; Megachilidae. The record is from RefSeq and is a predicted model, not a curated record. Gene Ontology annotation, biological process: response to heat; protein refolding. The transcript has a single exon. Gene Ontology annotation, molecular function: protein folding chaperone.